Messenger RNA from Punica granatum (pomegranate), 984 nucleotides. The record is from RefSeq and is a predicted model, not a curated record. NCBI's taxonomy places the organism in Eukaryota, Viridiplantae, Streptophyta, Magnoliopsida, Myrtales, Lythraceae.
AGUCUCACUCGCUCACUGAACUCAGCAGGAGAUCUCUUCAAUGGCGGACCCAGCGCUCCACCACGAGACCCAGCCCCUGAAGCAGAUCGCGGUCGACUACACCCCGGAGGCCUGCGACCACUGCGCGGAGUCCAACUCGAUCGCCCUCACCUACGACCACCGCGGCGGCGCUCGGUGGCGGACCACCAGCCGGUUCCAGUACGGCACCUUCAGCGCCCACAUCAAGUGCCCUGGCGGCAACACUAGCGGCCUCAACUUCAACCUCUACCUCUCCUCCCUCGAGGGGGACAAGUCCCAGGACGAGAUCGACUUUGAGUUCCUCGGCAAAGACAGGACCAUCGUACAGACCAACUAUUACACCACAGGGACUGGGAACAGAGAACAGAUUCACGAUCUGGGGUUCGACUGCUCGGAUGGGUUCCACAAGUACGUCAUCAAGUGGGACAAGGAUUUCAUCGAGUGGCUGAUCGAUGAGAAGGUCGUGAGGAGGGAGGAUCGGAAGCCAGGGGAAUCUUUCCCGGAUAAGCCGAUGUUCCUGUACGCCUCGGUCUGGGAUGCGAGCUACAUUGACAAUGCAAGGUGGACGGGACCGUAUAUUGGUUGCGAUGCGCCAUACGUCUGUCUUUACAAGGAAAUCCACGUCCCCUCUAGGACUGCAGUGGAGUGAUGAAAAUUCGAUCGGAGCAUCUCAUUUGGUGAGUUGGAGUCUGCUAUCAGUUUACUGAUGGAAUUUAUAUCAUGUAAUGUGUGUGUUGUUUGAGAUUUGUUCUGGUUUUCGCUGAUAUGGGGAGAGUGAUGGUUUGCUGAAUAAAGUUCAGUUUGGUGAACAGCUCAUCUGUCUCAAUUCAGUAUAUCCGGCAACAUGUUUGGCUAUAUAAUGUAAACUGAGGUCUCAAUAUAACUCGUCUUAUCUUUUUCGGUCAAUAAAUGAUUGUUUAUGCUACUGACAUCAGAACGAAUCUAGUUGCAUUGCAUUGGCCUCGA